This is a messenger RNA of Dermacentor silvarum, 1515 nucleotides long. Its product is annotated as organic cation transporter 1. Gene Ontology annotation, molecular function: transmembrane transporter activity. Lineage: Eukaryota; Metazoa; Arthropoda; Arachnida; Ixodida; Ixodidae. Gene Ontology annotation, biological process: transmembrane transport. The record is from RefSeq and is a predicted model, not a curated record. Bases 1 to 1515 code for a protein of 504 amino acids. The transcript has 3 exons. Gene Ontology annotation, cellular component: membrane.
AUGGCAUUGGUCACGGCUGAAGAAAUUGUCUGCGAGGUCAUGCACCACGGACGCUACCAGCGUCGUAUCCUCCAGUGCGCUGUUCUGGGCAUGACCGCGAUGCUGAUGGAAGUUCUCGCGAUGCGGGUCAUCGCCCGGCGCGUGGACCACUGGUGCCGGCCUCCCGUCGAAUUGGCUUAUCUCUCCGCCGACAUCUGGAAGAACACGUCGAUCCCUGUUCAGGCCGACGGCAACUACAGCCGGUGCACCGUUUACGUCACGUCGACGCCAGAAACUACUCCCGAAAACAGAACUGUACAGACGUGUCGCCGUUGGAAUUACGACAUCAAGGACUGGAGAGACAGCAUUGUGAGCCGAUUCGACCUCGUGUGCGACCGCAGUUCUCUCUACACCAUCGCGGCACUCCUGCCAUCCUUGGCGUACGCAUUGCUAUCCCCCAUAGCAGGUUUCUUGGCCGACAGCGUAGGCCGUAGGCUCGUGACUCGUGCCUGCGCCGUCAUGGUGCUCAUCUCGGGCGUCGGCAGCAGUGUCGCCGGCAAUUACGCCUUCUUUCUGAUCAGCCGGCUUCUCAUGCUCACGGCGUGCAGCGCCACCUACCUGGUCACUUUCGUCCUCGUGUACGAGGUGACCGGCAAGGCAAAGCGCUGGCUCUACACGCUGCUCCACAUGGCCGUGGUCGCCACGCUGGUGCCGCCAUUCGUGGACCUCCUAUCUCGCCUCGAAGCCAGCUGGGCGCUCACGCACGCCAUCUUCAUCGCACCCGUGGCCGUCUACACGGUGUGGUGCUUUGCGCUGGAUGAGUCACCCGCCUGGCUGCUCACCACGGGGAGGGUGCAUGACGCCGAGGUAAUUGCACUGGCCGCCGCCAAGCUGAACGGCGUGAACGAGGAGAAAGCCAGAGCGAGCUGUCAUGAACUGCGUGCCCAGGCGAGGAAGCUGCUACGGGGUCACGGCGCUUUCACGCCGGUUUCUCCGACGGGAGGCAUCGUCGAGGACCAUAAAAAUGCGUCGCCGCGCCGUGGCUACCUUCUUUUCGAGGUUCACCUUAACCGUGCCAGCAUCGUCGCGAAGGCAACUGUCGUGUAUGGCGGCUAUGACACCAUGGCUGCCUACGUGCAAGUGACGAUGAAGGUUGUAGCAUCUGCGUCAAUGAGUGUGGUCAUGUGCUACGUGGGAGACAUUUUUCCGACGAAAAUCAGGGCCACCGGUGUUAGCCUGUCAAUUGUCCUCGAUGGCUUUGGGUCGCUUUUAGGAGUCUUUAUAACCAAUGUUCGCGCUGUUCAGCCGGGUCUUGUAUUCGACGUCUUCUAUGCUGUCAUGAGCCUGCUUAGCAUCUUAGCUGUUCAGUGGCUUCCAGAAGUGUUCAUUGAGAAGCAGGCCAUUUCUUCGGGAGUCAUGAGCCCAGAGGAGCGCAAACAGGCCCUGCAGGCCUCGCUUUCACCCAAGGAAAUAAGGAAAUCGCCCAAGGGUCACCUCGACAAAAGCGCCAGUGCAGCAGAGAAGCUGCCAUCUUGA